Molecule: messenger RNA, 4725 nt
Organism: Engraulis encrasicolus (European anchovy)
Lineage: Eukaryota; Metazoa; Chordata; Actinopteri; Clupeiformes; Engraulidae
Product: zinc finger protein 516-like
Exons: 6
Coding region: 574-4101 (1175 amino acids)
Biological process (GO): regulation of DNA-templated transcription
Cellular component (GO): nucleus
Molecular function (GO): DNA-binding transcription factor activity, RNA polymerase II-specific; RNA polymerase II cis-regulatory region sequence-specific DNA binding
Source: RefSeq, a predicted model, not a curated record
UGCUGACAUCAAGGCAGUCCCUGUGUCCUGAGAGGGUCCAAACGAGAUCGACUAGGCAGCGUUCUCGCUGGCUGGAAUUAGCUGUAACGGUUCAAUCCAAUAGUACCCCAAAAACACUCGCCACACAGGACCGGGAGAAGCAGGCGCGUCAGUAAUUUGUGCGACGAGGGACAGAGCAAGCAGAGAUUUGAAGAUUGGGAGACAGAGGGGGAUGGCAGAGCAGCUGUGAGGCUGAAACGAAGACCCUGUUUUUUCCUCCAGGAUACUUUACGAAGCAUGACGAACGAAGGUGCCGCCAUGUUGAUAUGAUGACUUUCCCCAAGUGCCCUUUACUACAAGCAAAAAAACAGACGAAGGAGCGCCUACCUAAAGCAAUACCUCCACGAACCAACACCCAGCCAUGACAACCUCUCCCCAAGUAGCCAGGGCCUUUGACAGAUCUGUAUGACAGAGGUGUGGCAGGACCCACACACCACCUCACACAGCAGCAGAAAACGGCACACACCUGUUGGUACCUAGCACCUGUGGCAUUUCCAGCGUACCCUAGCGCCUGCCACCCCACUUCCACUUGACAUGGAGGUGGAGGGACACCUGCAGAGCGCAGUGACCAACGAGAGCCCGGCCAAGCACACCUCCUCACCUGCGCCCGCGCCACACACCUGUGACACCUGCGGCCGAACCUUCCCUUACCUCAGCGCCCUCACCAAGCACGCGCUCACGCACGCCACCGCGAAGGACGCGACAAAGUGCGUCGUCGGCUCCAAGGUCCCGCUGGACGAGAUCACGCUGGAGGGCGGCCUGGGCCAGACCUCCAUGGAGAUCCAGGAGGAGCAGGAGGAUGGAGGAGGAGGAGGAGGAGGAAGGCGAGGGGAGGAGGUGGUGGACGCCAAGAAGAAAGAGGAGGAGGUCAAGGACGUGAAGGUCAAAGAGGAGGAGGAGGGGGAGGGGGACAAGGAGGGAGGCGUUCCCGAGGAGCAGGAGGGGUGCUCCAGCCCCACCGAAAGCACGUCGGCCUGCAACCGGGUCGUGGACGAAGGGGAGAAAAGCGACUCAGCAAAGUCCCAGAGAAAGGGGGCAGCGGGGAGGAAAGAAAGGAACACUGGGAGCCCAUGCCCUCUGCGACAGAGGAAACUACGUAGUAACACACAGUCGGAGCAGGAGCGAAACGCACCUCCCGCACCACCUGAGGAGGCGCUGGCCUGUCACCUGUGUGGCUUUGAGGCCUCCAGCAAGGAGGAGCUCCACAGCCACGAGGAGAAGGUGCAUCUCUCCUCGGACACCCUUGCCAGUCGGGAGGGCUCCCCGGAGAACGACGCCGGCGCCCCAGACCAAGGCGACCUGGCCCAGGGAGGACCCCUAAAGACGCCGCACCCGUCAAAGAAGAACCAGGGCGGUCCUCUGGCGGAUCACGGAUGCCGGCUUUGCGGACGGCGCUUCCGGGAGCCCUGGUUCCUGCGCAGCCACAUGAAGACGCACACCAUCCGGGCUAAGGCCAAGGCGGGCGACGCCACUGAGGGGCCGGCCACCGUCAACGGCGUGGCCCAAGAGGACACGGCGCUGGCGAACGACGUGUGUCUCUACGAACUUUGCGCCAAGUGCGGCAACUUCUUCCAGGACCGGCAGAGCCUUUGGCUCCAUGAGCAGGUUCACGAGAGGGUCAGCGGUCGCAGCGAAGCCGAGAAGGAGAAUGAACCUCUGCAAAACAACAACACUAGCAGCAGCAACGGCAGCAACACGAAUGACACCAACAAGACUCCCAUGUCUAAGAAAGCUUUCUUGGAGUGCCUGAACCUCAGACCGGCAAGUCCCGAGGAGAAGCAGCCGUCAGAGGAGACUGUGGUGGUGAGUCGAAUCCCAGAGCUGGACCCCAUUAGCAGCUAUCAAGCCUGGCAGCUGGCCACCAGGGGCCGAGUGGUGGAGGCCCAUGAGCACGGCCUGGGCUGGGAAGAGAGGCUGGCCGACGCCGACGUAGCCUACGACCGGGAGAAGGGCGAGUACGUCCUGCUGAAGCAGGAGAAGCGGAAGAAGCAGCAGCUCGUCGCCACCACCCCCAGCGCCCUGACCAACACCACUGCCGCUGGUGCCGUCAGCAAGAAAAAACGGACCAACAACGGAGCCGGCGAGAAGAACGGACAUGGGGGCUCGUCGGGAGACGUGAGCCCGGAGAGCCACAGCGACUCGGAGUACCGGCCGACCGCCGGCAGCCGACGGGCUUCCCAGAACCAGAAGACGUCGGAGUGCCUGGAGUGUGGCAAGGGCUUCCGCUCGCAGCAGCAGAUGGUGAUCCACAUGCUGAUUCGGCAUGGCGGAGGCAGCGGUUUCGGGGCGGCCAUGCACGAGUCCUCGGCACCGAUAUUCGGGGAUGCAACGCUGUCGUUCUUAACGAACGCUGCAUUUAAGGACCAGAAGCUCACUGGACAAACCAAAGAUUCAGCAGACAAAAAGCCAUCAGCCUUGAAGCACACCGCCGGCUCUUCCUCAUCUCACCAGCAGGGGUCAGCGUCGUCACAACACAGCAGCAGCAGCAGCAGCAGUAGCCAGGCUGGAGCCCAGGAAGCUGCCAGCAGCAGCAAGCCGGAUGCCAGCGGCCUGCUCCGCCACAGCUGCCCCCUCUGCACCCACAGCACGCUCUACCCGGAAGUGCUCUGGAUCCACCAGCGCGUGGCGCACAAGGUCAACAGCGGCAGCACGCUGGCGCCCAAGUGGGCCCUGCGCAACGGCUUCAAGAGCCCCCGCUCCAGCGUGGAGUUCCGCCGGCGCACGGGGCCGCCGCCCUUCCUGGAGGGCAAGGACUGCCCGGCACUCAGCGAGAGCCGGAAGCCGCGCACCCAGCCUCCGGAGUCCUCCUCCUCCUCCAGCCCCACCGCCACGGCAGCCACGGGCAACGGGGCAAAGGCCGACCGUACUACUACCACCACCACCACCAGCAGCAGCACUAGUGACUCCAACAGCCCCUCCAGACACUCCAGGGGGGUGCAGCCUCACAAAGCCUCAUCUUCCUCAUCUUCCUCCAACUUGGCGUCGAACCACCACCACCACCACCACCCCUCCUCCAAGGCCGCAACGAGCUCGAGCAGCAGCAGCAGCAAUGCCAGCGGAGGCAGCCGGAAGCGUCACGCCCCCUCAGACUCUCCGUCGCUCUCCUCCACCCUCUCCUCCUCAGGGAACCCCAAGAAGCCCUCUCUGGCCCCCAGCCCCAAGGGGGCCAGCAGCAGCAGCAGCAGCAGCAGUAGCCUCCGGGCCUCUGCCAGCAGCCUGCUGCCUCAGGAGGGCCUCCACUUUGUCCUGGCCAGCCAGCACCACCACAGCCAAGGCCACGGCCAGCACGGCCACUCCCACGAGCAGGGCAAAGGAAGCGCGUCGAGGUCAAACACCCCUUCCUCCUCCUCCACCUCCACCUCCUCCUCCUCCCAGCGCAUUGGUGGUGAGAGUGCCCGUGGUGGUGGUGGUGGAAGGGACGACGGGAGCCACUCGCUGUCCUCCUCGCAAGAGUCCUCCGUUCCGGACGCAUCGUCGUCGUCGUCGUUGCUGUUACAGAGGAGGGCGGCACUGGACGCGCUGGCGGGUUACCCGGUGGCGUCGGGCGAGGCGGUGGCGUCUCAGAUGGACCUCCUGGGGCUCCUGAAGAACUGCAACCCCAGCGAGCUGGCCGCGCUCUACCAUCACUGGGGCCUGGGCAACGCCACCGCCGCCAUGUUGGACCAGGCUGGCGUGGCGAGGUCCUUGUUUCAGCAGAUGAAGUACGUGUGCCCUGUGUGUGGGAAGAGCUUCAGUCAACCCAGCCACUACCGCACACACAUGAGGUCACACACAGGUGAGAGGCCGUUCCGCUGCCGCUACUGCCCCUACAGCGCCUCUCAGAAAGGGAACCUGAAGACGCACGUGCAGACGGUGCACCGCGUGGCGUUUGACAACACCAGCUACUCCGACGGCAGGCUGCGGCCCACCACCACCACCACCCAGCCCGAGGACACACCCUCAGCCCCACACACCCCCAGCCCAACCACCCUCCAGGACACCCCACCACCACCACCUCCCCAGAAGGAGGAGUCCACCACCCCUGACCCAGAGGGCCUGUUCUCAGAAGGCCUGGACCACUGAGAUACGUAGACCACCACUGCUCCUCCAUGUGAUCGACAUCACCCACCCUUCCCAACCAACCAACACCCACAAUGUGAUAGACUCUAAAGAGACUUCUUCAACACACACCCCCCCUUCUUCCUCUAUACACCGUAAUUGCAGCCAAUCCCUUCCAAAAAACACUCCUCUGUGUUUACAGGAUUUCACUGAAAUCAUCUUUAGCAGGCAUCUUGCGAACACCAAGGACUAAGGAGUUGAUGCACACUGUUGGUUUGUUUUGUUUGUUUGUUGAGCUGAAAGGACUGCUUUUCCUUCUAUAUACUGUAUGUAGGUUUCGGAAAAAUCCUUGUCCCUCCGGCUCAAACUGAUCGAACUGUUGUGUUUGAAUUUUUUUGAAACACAAAUACAUUAAGUCCCAUCACACCCAGGGAUUUGGGAUGUGUAAUACUUGAGAAUAUUGGAAACAAAAAAAGACUCGAUUCACUAUGAACGUAGUGACGGAUUUGCGACACCUGAGUAAGAAAUUCAACAUGUGAAUUUCAAGAGACUUUGACUUGAAGAUUGGACCUGUAGACUUUUUUCAUUUGAGUAUUGGAGUGCUAUUGACUCCCAGGUUUAAAAAAAAAAACGAAAAAAACAAACAAA